Eupeodes corollae is the source of this 1587-nucleotide messenger RNA. RefSeq lists its product as uncharacterized. The coding region runs from base 307 to 1296 and encodes 329 amino acids. The transcript is spliced from 2 exons. NCBI's taxonomy places the organism in Eukaryota, Metazoa, Arthropoda, Insecta, Diptera, Syrphidae. The record is from RefSeq and is a predicted model, not a curated record. Gene Ontology annotation, molecular function: DNA binding.
GUAAAGCUAUCGGACAAACUGCCUCCCCGUCCCGUCCACUCUGCUUUCUAUCAUCUGCCGUCUAUUGAAUACACAAACAGAGAGCGACCGUUUAGUUGCCAGAGUCGCAUUGCUGCCAAAUUUCUUCCAUAGAUUGUGGUGCUUAAGGUUCGUUGAUGUACGUAGGUCGUAGACGGCAACCUGCGAACUACGACGAUGGUGAUAGAGAGCGAUUUAAUUUUAGUGCGCAUGCCAUGAAUCAGUCUAUAAUUUCUCAGCUCAGCUCACGGACAAGCAGCAUUUUACUUGUCCGACGCUCUGUCACCGAUGACGUCACCUCAGCAGUUACAUUUUGGCCAGCCAUUUUAUCAGUAUACUCCAAACACCACCAUGAAUAGUACCGUUGUCCGAUACGAGAAUAUGGAACAACAAACAAAAAAGCGAAGUCGACGAGUGUUGUCGCUGAAGGAACGGAUAGAAGUUAUAAGAAUUGCGGAAACCCGACGUGACACAAGGGAGCUGGCAUUGAAGUUUGAUUGCGGUCGAACCCAAAUAUUGUCGAUUCUGUCGCAGAAGGAACGACUCCUCAGGGAGUGGGCCAAUAAUGGCGACCCGAAUAGACUUCGCAGACGGCCGUCUGCGAUAUCGAUUACCACUAACAAGGUGAUAUACGAGUGGCUUUAUCGUUGCAAAUGCGCCCAAUUGCCCCUCACCGAUGUUGAUAUCUUGGAGAAGGCAUACGAAGCCAAGCACCUGUUUAAGUACAGUGAAUUCAGACCGAACCGAAGAUGGUUGGACAGGUUUAAGAGAAAGUAUCGCAUCAAAAACGAGGAGUUGCUCACACCAAAUUCGAAUUUUUACGAUGGAAUUCAAAGAUCAUUGGAGUUGCGUGAUAUCUAUGAGGAAAUAAAGCAUACCAUCGAUCUGAACAAAGAUGAUGAUCUAAUUCAGCUGCCACCUUUGGAUCAAUCUGGGUCUGGGGAAUGUUUUAGCUUUGAUAGCAUGAUGAAUUAUGAUCAUACAAUGAGCAGUUCGAACAAUGAUGUUUGUGAAAUUGAUGAUAGUGAUGACGAUAAUGAUUACGGCCAAAGUCAAAACUUUUGUGAAACACAAUUUACCCGAAAUGGAAGGCAUGAAUCCAUCACCAACAACAACGAUAAUGAUAACGAUGACAAUAACAAACCAAUAACCAAUGACCAGCAGGCUUUGGCUUGUCUCAAGAAAUUGGAAGAGUACUCAAUGUUGAUGGAUAAUUAUAGAGCUAUCGGGUUAAUUGAGCAAUUGGAAAAAAUUUAUACGGGUCAAUUGGAAUCUUAGGUUUGUAAACGCAACCAUUUGAUCUCGAAGUGUUUUAGAAAACAAAGUACAAAAGAAGUGUGUGUGUUUUUUCUUUUUAAACUUAUUAGUGGACUUAAUACCUAUUUAUAUCUGUUUUAAACUUACCGCACAAUAAUUUUUCAUAAAUUUCCAAUUUUAGUGUGAAUUAUAUAUAUUUCAUAUUAUUAAUCAUAUUUAUGUUAAAAAAGUCAUAAAGUUUAUACCUAGUUCUCAAAGAUUAUAAAUCCCAAUAUAUAUAUUUUGAAAUUUAGUAUUAAUUUAUCUUAAAAU